This is a messenger RNA of Mytilinidion resinicola, 1166 nucleotides long. RefSeq lists its product as uncharacterized. The record is from RefSeq and is a predicted model, not a curated record. NCBI's taxonomy places the organism in Eukaryota, Fungi, Ascomycota, Dothideomycetes, Mytilinidiales, Mytilinidiaceae. The transcript has a single exon. The coding region runs from base 1 to 909 and encodes 302 amino acids.
AUGGCCGACGUCGCAAUGAGUUUGACUCUCCUCGUGUCAGAUGUAUCCUCUCGCUUCCGUCCCAACACCAUGGGUCGUAGUCCCUCUUCGUUUUCAACUAUAUCGAAGAUGAACCAGGCUUCCACGUCGGUUGACUCACUAGUGCUUCUAGAGUCAAACCAGGAGGAUGUUUCCGUGACUCGUCUGCGCAAAGAAAUCAUAUACGACUUCGAAAACCCAAAACUGCUGUCGGAGAGCUCCUCAAGAAACUCGCGUGAUCUUUCAGGUUGCGUCGAACGUCGAUUCGUGGACAAGAUAGGAAUGGUGAUACCUGGAGUGUCUGAUCGGGAACCUUGCAACAUUCAACGAGCGCACUAUGUUACAAUGUGGAGCCUCGGUUCACCCAUCGAGUAUAGCACAUCCGAAGCUGAUCAUGGAAUCACAUUUGACGACCACAGGAAACUACACUUGUCACUGGAAAGCUUCCUAUACCGCACACCCAAGGAAACUCGCGAUACGACCGAAAAGGCAUUCUUUAAAAUUAUAUCGGCGCUAAAUUCACUAUUAUCGGAUAUCACCACAUGGUGGCGAGCUCGAGGCAUCCCAGCGACACUCUGUUUGACCUCGGUGGGAAUGUUUGCGCCAGACCGACUCAAGGAAUCGUACAUACAGAUCUUGCAUACGCCACUUCAUCGAGAUUUUGAUUUCGACGGUCUCGAGAAGCACCAUCUAGCCCAAGAAGAUGGCCUGCCUUUCUAUGCCCCAUACUGGGCAAUACCGCAACACUCGACACUCUCUCUUCCCUGGCCUCUGCGACCAUUACCACCUCACAAGGAAGACCUUGCUCUACGAUUCCCAGAGCGCUAUGGAGCCGACCCAUACUACCGAUCGGCGAUAAAGCAAACGUUCUUGGCGAGACGGACGCCGUGACUUAUAAGCAAUACAUCGUCGCUAAACAAGGAGAUGCCGAUGCGAAGAGGCAUAUGGAAUACGUCCAACAAAACGGCUACACGGCCAAUAAGCUACCCACCGAUACUCCAAGCAGCUUUUCAACAACGUUGCAGUCAAAACUCAACAGAAAGGUCUACGAGCACAAUAGUGCUCUGGAAGCACGCCGAAACGUGGAAAUCGGAUCGCGGCUACGUAUGGUCUGCUUCGCUUUUACAGAUCCUAUCUGGCCUCCCCAC